This is a messenger RNA of Anoplopoma fimbria (sablefish), 2181 nucleotides long. Its product is annotated as neuronal pentraxin-1-like. The transcript has 5 exons. The record is from RefSeq and is a predicted model, not a curated record. Lineage: Eukaryota; Metazoa; Chordata; Actinopteri; Perciformes; Anoplopomatidae. Bases 1 to 2181 code for a protein of 726 amino acids.
AUGGCCAGAGACGUCAGUCCUCGGAGCCUCACGCCUCUGUCUGCAAGACAGCAGCAAUGGGAUGGAGCCUCUCUGGGGUUCAUGCUCCCCUUCAUCCCCCUACGUUCUCUAAUUCUCUACUACUUCCUGUCAUGUGCAGCAGCAGCAACGGGGAGUUUGCCCGGCAUUGAAUAUGACUACGGCAUUAGCCCCAAAUUUGUGUGCACCCCGAUUCCCCCAGAAGCAGACCCCAGCUGCUACUCCCCACCUACCGUGCCCCAUGGACCGAGCAGCAACGGCCAAACGAAUGGUCACAACGGCAGCAGUCGGCGAGGCAUGAUGUCUGACGAGGCCAAAGCCACCAUCUUGCAUCUGCGAGAGAGCCUGGUGAGGCAAAAGGAGACCAUCCUGGACCAGCGGGAGACCAUCAGAGAGCUGACGGCCAAACUCACCUUGUGCGAGGGCUUCGGUGGUCACCAUGACACCGAUCACCACGACAACCGCCACGACAACCACCACGAUACCCAUCCUGACACUCAUCAUGACGGCCACCCGGAUGACCACCACGGGCAUCGUGGUGGCCAUCAUACGCCAUCGUCGUCGCACCACGGGCCUUCGACCCAUCACGGCAGCGACCACCACUACUCCCAUGGCGGCCACCGGUCUGACCCCCACCACAGGAAGGGCUCGUCGUAUGGAAAACACAGCUCCUUCUCCCCCGAGCAGACCGGCAAAACGCUGCAGACACUGAAGGAGAGGCUGGAGAACUUGCAGGCCAGGAACUCGUCCAGCUCUUACUCCAGCUCCCUGAGAGAACUCCUCCAGCGGAAGAUCACCGCCCUGGAGGAGCAGCUGCACAGCUACUACCAAGACCACCGUGAUGACCACCAUGACGACCACCACAGCAGCAGCCGCCCUGAUGACCAUCACGAUGACCACCGUGACGGUCACAAUGGCAACGGCCCCCGUGACGACCACCACGAUGACCACCAUGGCACCGGUCAUCGUGAAAACCACCACAGUGACCACCGUGGCUCUGGUCGCCGUGACGACCAUCAUGAUGACCACCAUGGCACCGGUCACCGAGAUGACAGCCAUCAUAACAGUCAACACGGUAGCCACAGGAACAACCAUCGCAGCAAUCAAAAUAACCGCCAUCAUGACCACCACUACGACUGGCACCACAGCCGGCAGCGAGGUCACUAUGGCAACCAUCGUAGCAUCCACCAUGAUGACCACAACGACGAUCACCACGAUGAUCACCACGGUUACCACGAUGAUCACCACGAUGAUCACCACGAUGAUCACCACGACUAUCACCUCAGACCUGGAUACCACGACGACCACCACUAUGAUCACCACGAUGACCACCACGAUGACCACCACGAAGAUCACCAUGGCAAUGACCACCAUGACGAUGACCACCAUGACAACCACCAUGGUAGCGAUCAUAACCCAAGGCGGCUGCCUAUUAGCAGCAAAGAGACAAAUCUGCGAGGUGCUGGGCACGGGAAGCUGGAAACAGUGCUCAGCCAACUGCACCACGGCAACACUGACCAAGGAAACCACAAGAAGCUAAAGAGUCCCAGCGCUUUCCUGCUCGAAUUUCCCAUGAAGACCAACUACAUGUACACCAAGAUGAAGCGUUCGCCGAUCAACGAGAUCUUCGCCCUGACCAUCUGCCUGUGGCUGAAGGCGGGAGCAGGUCCUGGCCUCGGUACUCCCUUCUCCUACGCCGUACCGGGACAAGCCAAUGAACUGGUGCUCAUCGAAUGGGGCAGCAACCCUAUGGAGCUGCUAAUCAGCGACAAGGCGGUGACAUUGCCGAUAACCAUGACCGAUGGGAAGUGGCAUCACGUGUGCAUUACGUGGACGACACGCGACGGCGUCUGGGAGGCCUACCAGGACGGCGUGAAGAAAGGCUCGGGGCAGAACCUGUCAGCGUGGCACCCCAUCAAACCAGGAGGGACCUUCAUCCUGGGCCAGGAGCAGGACACGAUGGGCGGCCGCUUCGACGUCACCCAGUCCUUCGUGGGAGAGGUGUCUGACCUCCAGUUCUGGUCCAGAGUCCUGACGGCCAAUGAGAUCUACAGCCAGGCCACAUGCGUAGGCCACCUUAUCGGUGACAUCAUGUCCUGGUCCGAAGAGUCGGUGGAGCUCCACGGAGGGCUCACCGUGGUCCCCUUUGACCCCUGCCACUAA